AUGUCUCCUCAAGAACACAAUGAGCUUCGUCGUCAAGUCGAGGAACUCUUGGCUAAAGGUUAUUUACAUGAGAGCCUUAGCCCUUGUGCGGUGCCCGCUCUUCUCAUCCCCAAAAAGGACGGCACAUGGCGUAUGUGUGUCGGUAGCCGGGCUAUCAACAAGAUUACGGUGAGAUAUCGUUUUCCCAUUCCACGACUCGACGACCUCCUUGAUCAGAUUGGAUCAUCUACGAUUUUCACCAAGUUGGAUCUUAAAAGCGGCUACCAUCAAAUCCACAUUCGACCUGGCGAUGAAUGGAAAACCGCUUUCAAGACGCGUGAAGGAUUGUUUGAGUGGCUUGUUAUGCCCUUUGGCCUCUCCAAUGCCCCAAGUACGUAUAUGCAUGUGAUGAAUCAGGCUCUUCGACCGUUUAUUGGACGUUGUGGUUUGGUAUACUUUGACGAUAUACUCAUUUUCAGUUCGUCUCUCUCAGAUCACUUAACUCACUUACGUGAUGUUCUGCUUGUUUUACGUCGGGAGAAGCUUUUUGGAGCUAUACAGAAGUGUGCGUUUGGCGAAACUCAAGUCCUGUUUCCUGGUUAUAUUGUCUCAAAGAAUGGUCUCUCCAUUGAUCCGGCUAAAGUCGAAGCUAUUCGCUCAUGGCCCACACCUCGUACUGUGACCGAUGUUCGAAGUUUUCAUGGCCUCGCCUCGUUCUACCGUCGCUUCGUCCAUCAUUUUAGUAGCCUCAUGGCACCUCUUACUGAUUGUAUCAAGACUACUCAGUUUACGUGGACUCCCGCGGCCGAAGCAGCUUUUCAGACGAUUAAGACAAAGCUUACCACAGCUCCCGUUUUAAUCUUGCCGAAUUUUGACACUGCUUUUGAGUUGCAUUGUGAUGCGUCUAAAUCUGGUAUUGGUGCUGUGCUGAGUCAAGAAGGCAAACCCGUGGCCUUUUUUAGCGAGAAAAUAGCUGGUUCAAGAAGUCGCUAUAGCACAUACGACGUUGAAUUAUAUGCUGUGGGUCAAGCUAUUAAACAUUGGAGACACUACUUGUUUCAUCGAGAGUUUGUUCUUUACACCGACCAUGAUGCGCUCAAACAUAUGGGUUCUCAAGAUAAGGUAUCUUCUCGUCAUGCCUCUUGGUUUGCUUAUUUACAACAAUUUACUUUUGUUAUCAAGCAUAAAGCCGGCACUCUCAACAAAGUAGCUGAUGCCUUAAGUCGUCGUCACAACCUCUUGACUACAAUGCAUGCUUCUACGGUUGGUUUCUCUGUCCUCCCAGAUCUCUAUGCCACCGAUUCUUUUUUUGGGAAGAUUUGGAAUGAUGUUCAGUAUUGUAGCUUGCGUCUACAAGUGAUCCGUGCGUUUCAUAAUGAAGGCCAUAUUGGUAGAGACCGCACACUUCAGUUGGUCACGACCUCUUAUUAUUGGCCCACGGUGCGUCGAGAUGUUGAGCGUUUCAUCAUUCGUUGUGGAACUUGUCAAGCUUCCAAGGGUCACGCCACCAAUGCGGGAUUGUACUUGCCUUUGCCGAUUCCUUCCCAGCCAUGGACAGAUAUUAGCAUGGAUUUUUUCUUGGGUCUUCCACGAACACAAAGAGGUCAUGAUUCUAUUUUUGUUGUGGUUGAUCGUUUCUCGAAUAUGGUUCAUUUUGUUCCUUGCAAAAAGACCACUGAUGCGAUCCAAGUCGCUACUUUAUUCUUUCGCGAGAUCUAUAAACUUCAUGGUAUUCCUCUCUCCAUUGUUUCUGAUCGAGACUCACGCUUUUUGAGUCACUUCUGGCGUUCUUUGUGGCGUAUGUUGCGUACAAGCCUCGACAAGAGUUCCGCCUAUCACCCUCAGACGGAUGGGCAGACUGAAGUUACUAAUCGUGCUCUUGGUGAUCUUCUGCGUUGCUUGGUCGGAGAUAACAUUCGCUCGUGGGAUUCUGUUUUGGGCCAAGCCGAGUUUGCUCAUAAUCAUGCCGUUAACCGAAGCACUGGUUUUAGUCCCUUCCAUGUCAUUUAUGGGUAUGUUCCUCGUGGUCCUAUUGAUUUGAAUGUUGCACCGGACAGAACUCGUUCUCACGGUCGUGCAUGCGAUAUGAUUGAUGACUUUGCUGCUGUUCAUCAACAAGUUCGUACCAACAUUGAAGCUUCUACAGCCAAGUACAAAGCUGUUGUUGAUGCUCGCCGUCGUGACUUACAGUUUCAAGUGGGUGACAAGGUUUGGGCUGUCCUUACUAAAGACCGUUUUCCACCGAAUACGUAUAACAAGUUGAAAGCACGGAAGAUUGGUCCUCUCGAAGUUCUUGAGAAGAUAAAUAACAAUGCUUAUCGCCUCCGACUUCCUCCUCACAUGAACACGGCAGACGUUUUCAACGUCAAGUUGAACCACUCCAUGCUACAACACUUGGUGUCCCACUCCUUGAGCUCCUCUUCAGUUGAACCACCAUCACCAUUGGGGAUGAAGACGGCAUGUUUCUUACAGUACUCGAUCACUUUGGAGAGGAUAUCUCCUGUGAUGUUGGCGAGAGGAAUUCCGUUUUUAACGCAGUUGUCUUUGAUCAUAUGA
This is a messenger RNA of Microthlaspi erraticum, 2535 nucleotides long. NCBI's taxonomy places the organism in Eukaryota, Viridiplantae, Streptophyta, Magnoliopsida, Brassicales, Brassicaceae. The record is from the annotation of a GenBank genome assembly.